Messenger RNA from Macroventuria anomochaeta, 3930 nucleotides. RefSeq names its product alpha/beta-hydrolase. The transcript has 3 exons. Bases 1 to 3930 code for a protein of 1309 amino acids. The record is from RefSeq and is a predicted model, not a curated record. Gene Ontology annotation, molecular function: triacylglycerol lipase activity; sterol ester esterase activity. Gene Ontology annotation, biological process: triglyceride catabolic process. Lineage: Eukaryota; Fungi; Ascomycota; Dothideomycetes; Pleosporales; Didymellaceae. Gene Ontology annotation, cellular component: cytosol.
AUGCAAGUUGGCCAUGAUAACUUGCAAUCUCCAACAGAAGACGGAAAGCCUGGCCGCAAUCUGAGGGAGAGUACUAGAAUCCAGAUAAUACCGAAAUCUGCGCCAAACUCAAGCCCCGUUCAACGCACCGAGGAAGAGCAGCCGACCCCUACUUCGCCACGAGAUGGCAGGAAGAGGAAUUCAUCCCUCGAAGCUGAUGACAAUACAGAAGAAUCUGUCGAAUGCGAGAGUGCUAGGGAUGAGCAGAAAGCCAGGCAUCACGAACAGCAUCCUGACUAUCGAUAUCAACCUCGCCGAAUCAGUAAACCUGGAUCGCCACCAUUGAACCCCAUCGGCCAGCAUACAACUGUUGAUAAAUACCGUUACCCAAGGUGUGGUGGUCGUAGUAUCAAGCCACCCACUAGCCCCUACCCUACCGAACCUCAAGGCACAUCCACCUUGCCGCCACCAAAUACUUCUGAAGGUCUCACACCGACCACACGCUACCUGCCCAUGAUGAGCAGCCUUUCGCUAGAUUCGCCAGUUGUUGCUCGUCGCGGACCAGGCCAGUCAAGACUCAGUAACAUUCAGGUUCCUCCUUCUAUCCAUGAACAAGAGAUGUAUAGCCCUCUUACACCAGGACAAAAGAGACGUCGAUAUGACUAUGAACCACCUCCAUCUGCUCAUAGGCCUGAAGGGCCUUGUUACCCUCAGAGUGCGGCCCGUCGCGAGUCACUGCCGCCCAUCCACGUGCGCGUGUCACCCCCAAACACAGCUAGCAUGCACCCUCCCUCCGCCCGGACUCCUCGUGAGGUACGCAUGACUCAACACGAGCUGCCGCGCAACAGCUCGUCUGCUUCUGACAUCAACAUUGUUGUUCCUCAACACCAUGACCAGAGCAGAAGCGUCGAAGCAAUGGUACUUAGCGUCCCCUACCAAGCCAGGAUCAGGCUGCUCGGUCGUAUCUGUGCCCCGCUAAAGGAUCCCGGCCCGAGGAGCCCUGCUGUACAGGCCCGAGGAGCUAUCAUCGCUGUCGAAGGUGACGACCUGAAAGCUGUCCAAGAUCUCACGGAAUGGCUGAACGACUUCCUCGGCAAAGACGGAAAAUACAGUUCCCACAUUGCCGAACCCCCAAAAGCCCCCGCCGACAAUAAGGAGGCGACCUUCGAAGAGUACCUCGACCUGAUCAAGGAUUGGCACGGAAAAUCCAAAGAAAUGACGCGCUACAUCACCACACCUAUCACGCACUCCGACUCCCUCUCAUCCAAGGACGAGGAAACGGACACUACCAACCGCAAAGACUCUGCCACGCCCCCAGACUCUCCGCGCAAAUCCGCGUCCCCCAGCCUAACCAUGUCAACCCUCACCUCCUUAGCCGCAAGCAAGAAGCCCAUCGUCAUCCUGCCAACCUUCCAGCUCCACGCCUCCGUCGCCUACGCCUCCCGUAUCCCAAUUCAGGACGCGUACAGUCCUACAGAUCACUGGCAGUGGAUGGCGACACUGUGGCGCGGCACCGUGGGCCCGGAUCUCACGCUGUAUGUCAAGAGCUAUGAUGCUAAGGAGGCGCCGCCAGGCAAGAUGGUGGAGCUGGAUGAUCAGGUUCGCUGUUUGACGGUGUUGAAGGCGCAGGGGAAGGCGUUUGCGGAUGCGAGUUUGAGGAGGGUGGGGUUUGAGGUUAGCGAGUGGGUUAGGGGGAUUGGUGCGAGCAAGCAGGCCGGCGACCGCCACGGGCCGCCGCUCCUCCGCCGCAUCUCGUCGCUCCUCUCCUCCAAGCUCACCGUGUGGCAGAGCGUCCUCGUCACGCUGCUCUACCUCUACGUCGCCCGCAAUUUCGGCAAGCUCGUCGGCCUCGAAUGCCCCGAGCCGCUCGCCUCGCUCUAUUCGCGCUCCUACUUCCGUGCAACAUGGGUCACCACAGCCCUCGACGCGGGGUUCUGGUCGGCUAUGAAGGUAAAGCGCAAGGGACUGCGGGAUUUUUUGUCCAUGGUGUUCAGCGUGUACUAUCUGAUAUGCGCGGAGCAGGCGGAUGAGAAGGUCAGGAAGAUCAGGGCGACGCUGACGGUUGACCAUCUGCGUGUUGCGUGGAACAAGGGGACGACGCCGUAUCUGGCUGCGCUGACGAACCUCAUGCGCCCGAGGCUGAUGUGGUAUCCGCCGCGCAAGAUCAGAAUACCGAGGCCGAAGGGAGGCAGCUACAAGGAGCCGGUUGUCGGAUGGCUGUACUUCAAUGGUCCCAUCAGUGCGCUGAAGAAGCAUGAUAAGAUUGUCUUGGACAUUCCGGGCGGUGGCUUUGUGGCCAUGGAUCCGCGGAACCACGACGAUAAGCUUAUGGGCUGGGCGGGGAAGACGGGGCUGCCGGUGUUGAGUCUGGACUACAGGAAGGCGCCCGAGUGGCCGUAUCCGUAUGCGCUGAACGAGUGCUACGAUGUUUACCACACAAUCGUUGCCACGAGAGGAAGAUGCAUGGGGCUCUCCGGCGAGCAGGAGCCGAAAAUCGUGGUAUCUGGUGACUCGGCGGGAGGCAAUCUGGCUGUGGCCAUGGUCCUCAUGAUCCUACAGAGCGGUUCGACUGCGACGCGGCGGUGGCAGGGCGAGCUUGAGCUACCACCGCCAGUCGGCUGCAUGCUGGUCUACCCCGCACUCGAUAUGAACAUUGGAAACUGGAUGACAGACGAGCAGAUGGCGCUCAUCCGCGACCGAAGAGUACGAAAGACCAACAGGCCCAUCCUCCGACACAAGAGCGAUGACUACCGUCACCUCGCGCCCAAUACCCCCUACGGCUCCGAUGGCUCUGGUAGCGAAGACGAGGAACCAAGAGCACGCAUGGUCAAUGGCAAUACGCCAACCAGCGAACGCGUGCUGACUUCACCCCAAACUAUGAUCAAGCUCAGCGCUGCACACACCAAUAAGGACACCACCGCCCUUCCCAACAUCGACUCCGACCUUGCCAAUGGCCACCCCGUCGCGACUCCCGACCAAAUGUCGCCAGUAGCAACCCGCAGCUCUCCCGAAACACCCCGUGUCUUCCAAAAACCGGCUGCCGGCCCAGCGCCACCCGCGACCGCUAUCAAAACUCGCCUUGCGACGUCGUCGAUGAUUUCGUACUUCAACGACCGCAUCCUGACCCCAGAGAUGAUGCGCGCCAUGAUCAUUCUAUAUAUUGGUCCUCACCACCGCCCGGACUUCAGCACCGACUUCCUGCUCUCACCGCUCCUGGCCCCGGAGUCGCUUCUAGCAAAGUUCCCCCGGACCUGGAUGCUAACCGGCGAACGAGACCCGCUUGUCGACGAUACCGUCAUCUUCGCAGGGCGACUUCGACAAGCAAAACGCGCCGAGUUCACCACAGGAAAAGAACUAGGCCUGGACUGGGCACGCGGCGAGUUCAGAGAAGAAGACUGGGUAAACGUCGACCUCGUCCCCGGCAUCUCCCACGGCUUUCUGCAGUUCGUCGGCGUCUUCCCAGACGGCUGGAAGUACAUCUACCGCUGCGCUAAGUGGAUCGACAAGGCCUUCGCUGCGGCUGAGGGUCGCGAGGCCCUCGAUAGCACGGGGCCUAGUACGGCGGUCACGCCGUGGCUGAGAAGUCGGGAUGAUUACUUUGGCAGUGGGGCGACGCCGGGUUUGGCGGAAGCGGUCGAUGGGUUGAGGAGUCCGAGUGCGAGAAGGACGAGGCACCACUACCGUUCUGGGACUGCCUCGUCGGCAGACGAAGACAGGCCGUUGGAGAUGACGGUCCUGCCGAAGAACAAGACGAAGCUUACGCCGCCCCAAGAGCAUGCAAAUAGGGUGGAAGGCGCAAGUGAACGUACGACACGCGGCAGAGGGAGGGUAAGGAAAAUCGAAAAGGGCAGGAGAAAGUCACUGGUUAGUCUGGCAAGCGAAGAUGAUCUGUUGGGAAGGCGGAUGAAGGGCUUGACAGGCGGUCUUGGAGGCGAGGGGCUGUUGGAAUAA